Messenger RNA from Rhopilema esculentum, 5112 nucleotides. RefSeq names its product hemicentin-1. Gene Ontology annotation, cellular component: plasma membrane. The record is from RefSeq and is a predicted model, not a curated record. Gene Ontology annotation, biological process: homophilic cell-cell adhesion. Lineage: Eukaryota; Metazoa; Cnidaria; Scyphozoa; Rhizostomeae; Rhizostomatidae.
GUUUGUCUUCUUUCUUGUUAUCUUGCAAUCCGCCUUUGCUUAUAGUGAUCUCAAUAGAUUGUUUUGGUUUAAUGUUUAUGUAUCUCAAUCGAAUAUUUUUUUGCAAUGUUAGCACAGGGUGGUUUCAUACGAAUGCAAAUUAGCUAUAAGCCUGUGGUCUUAGCAUUGAUGUUGCUAGCUGACGUUUUGUUACCAAGCGAGAAGUCACACUCUGCGAAUUUUUUGUAAAGGAGAAAACGUGAAAGCGUUGGGAGUACACGCAUUUGAGGAUGUAACAACUUCGAUUUCUUGUCACUCGGAGCAGGUGCCGCAAUAUUAUUUUGCAGUCUCGGAUUACACAAAAUUUAGGGCGGCUCAGGACUUGGACUACGAAUCAUGGGUCACGUUUUCGUGUUUGUAUUAGCAGUUUUUCAGUUGUUAAUUAACGGUAAUCAUGCGGUGGAACGUUUUAUUACAACACCACCAUCAAUUACGUAUGCCAGGAAAGGCAGUGAGGCUUUUUUCAAUUGGACGUUUGAGAUAACUGAGGCGUCAGUUACACCAAAUGUCAAAAAUUGGUUUCAGAGUGACGCUGUAGGGAAUUCUCUGGGGAAAAUGAUCAUGACACAAUUUUUGAACCAACCUGUUACUGUUCUAAAAGAAAGUUUUAUAAACAGAACAUCAUAUGUUCCAAAUGCUGGAAUGAUUGUGAAGAAUAUCAAGUUGACAGAUGAAGGGUACAUUGGCUGCAGCGUACAGUAUAGCAAUGGCCACUUACACAAAAAUGUCGUUCGUCUGGUAGUCACGGUGCCUCCAUCGAUUGGUCUUAAGCUGCCAAACAAGACUGUAGUUAUGGUUGACACAAAGUCCAUGCUCAGUUGCCAGUUUGAUGCGAGGCCAGCCCCAACUAUCAAAUGGCUUUUGGAUGGAAAGGAGGUUAAUGGCUCCCGUUACGUCAUAAACACAACAACGAUUGGAGUCUUCAACGACACUACACGGAUUUUUACUACGCUACUGAUUAACCUAACAAAGCCAGUAGACAAUGGUGUUAUUCAGUGUAUGGCGAUACUACCUAACGAUAACACAACAUCAAGUGUCAACCAUGUUGUCUAUUAUCCCCCACAAAAGACGAUGUUUACAACAAACAGAGCUGGGAACAUCGGGGAGCUUGGGGCGAUUACGGUGUUUACUUGUAAUGCUGAUGGAAACCCAACAGUGUUUUAUCAAAUGUAUAAAGACGGAUCUUUGCUAGCUAACACAACCCUUGGUGUAUACACAAUCAAUGCGACAAGUUUCAACGACCAGGGGACAUAUUCAUGUGUACCUGUAAACUAUCGUGGGGAGGGCCAAUCUGUAGCAUUGAAUUUCACCGUAAACGUUUCUCCUCGAUUGCAAGAAUAUUCUGGAAGUACAGUCACAAAGCUGCUUGGUCUGAAAGUUUCCUUGUUUUGCACAUUCUUUGGUCAGCCAUCUGCUAAUAUAACAUGGAGCAGAAUUGGCGGUUUUAUUUCCUCGAGGGCAAACAUAACAGCACAGACCAUUUCUACUAGUCAAAAUUUCACUGUUACAAAAAGUGAAUUGAUAUUGAAUAGUGUAUUAAAAUCUGAUGAUGGCAUUUACCAAUGUCUUGCACAGAAUACAGCAGGAGCUAAAGCUCAAAAUAUCACAUUGGACGUGCAAUAUGCUCCGGAGUUUAACAAAAGCCUAGAAAAUAAUUACACGCUUGUUGAGGAGCCUGGUAAAAAUUCAAGUUGGGCAUGCAUUGCAGAGGGCAAUCCGGUAUUAAGCAUCAACUGGUAUGUCGAUGGAGUGAUGCCCGGAGCUGGCUAUCAAAUAAUGCAACAUUCCCAAUCACUCUUGAACGGUAUCCGUCUUGUAAGUACACUAACUAUGGUUGGAAUCACGAGAAGCAAAGCAGGCCUACUGAGCUGCAACGCUACAAAUGCAGUUGGAAACGUGCAGUCCAACUCGGCUGUUUUUGUAAACUAUAAACCAUCUACUUCACUUGCUUUGAAAGCUUAUAACGAAGUUAUUCUUGGAAGGAAAAUAGUUCUUGUUUGCAAAUUUGAUUCACAACCUCAGUCGAGAAUUCACUGGGAGAAGAACAAUAUUGAAAUAAACGAUUCAACCCAUUCGAUAACAACGAGAAUAGUGCAAUCCAGUAUGUUUUCAACAAGCCUAGAAAGCAAUCUUACCAUAAAUACGGCGACAAAGAAUGACCAUGCUUCUUAUAGAUGCAUUGCUACCAAUGCUAUUGGCAACCUAACACAACUAACCUCUCUCAAAGUACUAUAUCAGCCAGAGCUACUAGCGUCACUUGUGGCCACUUCGAAUGUUCUUGAAGGGUCACGGCACCAUGCGAUAGAAUGUAAAGUGAGAUCAAACCCAGCAGCCAACAUUACCUGGACGAAAAAUGGAUCUAGGAUACAAAAUUCAAGUGAUAUUUUGAUUUAUGCGGAAUACACUAAUAUUACUGAUAGAGGAUCGACAUUAAAAAGUAAACUGGUGUUUAGCUCUAUUCGAAAGGAAGACUAUGGUAAUUACUCAUGCAUUGCGACAAAUAUUAUUGGAAGCGUCUCGUCUGAGCAGCACUUGACUGUCACAUAUAAACCAUACAUCGUUGCAUCAUCUUUGUCCAUAAUUGUCACAAAUGAAACGCAAACAGUAAAGGUAUUUUGUGAGAUUCAGUCAAGCCCUAGUUUAACUUCUGCAUAUUGGUUGCUGAAUGGUCAAUCAGCCAAUGCCGCGCACAGGAUUGUGUCGCAGUCCAACGUGGUGACGUCAUCAAAGCAUUCAAGAGUUAAACUUGAAAUUACCAUCACAAACUCAAGUCGUGUUGACAAUGGUGUUUUUGAGUGCCAUGCUGUAAACUCGAUUGGAAAUGUUUCUAAAAAUACAACUCUCAUAGUCAACUAUAAACCUUUGGUUACACAAACAAUAAACUCAUAUUACAUUGGAAAUGAAGGUUCUGCUUUUAGUUUGACUUGCCAGUUCAUAGCAAUCCCUGCAUCGCUAGUUCACUGGACUUUCAAUGGGACGAAAGUAAUGGACAAUGCUGCUAACAUGAAAACCGAGACAUCCAACACGACUUUGGUUGAUCGUGUUACAACAACAACGACGCUUUCUAUUCCCAGACUAACAAGGGGAAUGCACGGUUACUAUGCCUGCCAUGCAAGGAAUCACCAGGGUGUCGUUUCCAGGACGGCUGAGAUAACAGUUUAUUAUGGCCCAGAAUUCCAUGGGAACCUCACUGGACAGCUUGAUAUAAUGGAGUUAUCCAAUACAAGCUUUGUAUGUCAAGUUGAAGGAUAUCCAGCCCCUGACAUUCAAUGGAAGAAAGAUGGUGUACGAAUUGUGCCAGGAAGCGUGCAAAUACAGGAGAAGAUGGUAUUGGUUAGUCGUAAUAAAGUGGUCCGCCAAUCAGUUAUCAGAUUUACAAAAGUUACGGAGCAAGACACAGCAAGCUAUACUUGCGCUGCGAACAAUUCAGCUGCGACGAAUCAUACGUCAAAACGCCUCAAUGUGCUGUUUCUACCCAAACUGUUGAUCCAGUCACACAAUCAAACAGUGAAUCAAUCAGACAACGUCUUCAUUGAAUGCAGGGUAGCAGCUAACCCCCCGGUAACAAGGUAUAUUUGGACAAAAGAUGGUGCCCCUCUGUCAGAGAAAAGCUCGAAGUACAACAUCCCAUCCGCACAGGGAGCAUUAAGUGGUGUAUAUACAUGCGUUGGUGAAAAUUCUCUUGGCUCAAGCCCAGUUCUUACGAUUAAUUUUCUCGUUAACAUUCCACCAGCUUUUACAAAGCAGGCCGAAUGUAAAGCCAACACAACCACUAUGAAAAUGAUAUGUACCUGCGCAGGAACAGGGGUCCCCACCCCUAUCAUUUAUUGGACCAAAGGAAAUAGUGACGUCAUUAUUGGCAGAGGAAAUGUUUACGAGAAACAGAUUACAGCUCCAAGUGUGAAUGAAAACUAUAAAUGCAAUCUGCAGAACUUUCUGAAAAAAGAAACAAGUUUAGCCGCAUUUUAUUACAAUGUUAAUAGAUUGUCUACAUGGGCAGUUUGGAGCAGCUGCAAUGCUACUUGUGGUGAUGGCAUUCAGACUAGAGACCGUCUUUGCCUCAUUAACCCAUGUUCUAAAAAUGAGCUAAUUGACUUCAAAAACUGCACUGGAGUUUGUCCGGCUAAAACUCUAAAGCAAGAUGAGGCCUGGGCCAUUGCACUAUAUGUCCUUAUUCCAAUUAUCGUUGUUCUACUGGUAAUCAUUUUGCUAUGGGUGGCAAGAACUAACAGGCGAAAAGAAGAAGAAAGUCCAAUUGUUGUGCCUGUCUACGGGAACUUGUCAAAACCUCCUUCAACAAGAAGUGUGCCAACUAAAAGAGACAUUUACCUCCCAGAGGAGAAUUUCGGGACGAUAAAUAACGCGUACUUUGAAGUUGCUGAUACGCCUCAAAAAGAAACGGCCUUUUUCACUGUCAAUGAAGACGAAUAUGAAAACAAGGAAAUGGAGAUCACCCUAGACGAAGAAUACCCGCUAGAAUCGACAACAGAUGAAUCACCAGAAGAUUUAGAGACGAUGUCCCCAAAAUCUUCUAAUGGUGUUGAAGUAGAAAUCAACAUCGAUGAUUCGCAAGAAAACAAUGCUUUGCAGGAGACAGCAGUAGAUUCUCCCGAGGAUUCAAGUGUCAACAACAACAACAACAGUGGAGAUGUUUCUCACCCAGAAACAAACGAUGACGAUGUUCCAUAUUCGUUUUAUAAUGAAAUGGUCACAGCUCUAUAAUUUUUAGAAAUUCAGCCGUGAUGUGUUGAAGCUGUUACAUCAAAAAUGAUGUAAUCUUGACUACAUUUCCUUGGAUUAUAAUAAUCAAUUUUGAAUAUGUAAAUGGCUUCAAACAAACAUUUGCUACUGGAAAAAAUUCAACGAAUUGCUGAAAAAUUGCAUUGAUAAUGGGAAAUUUUAGUAAAAAUGUUAGGUAGAAAUCAACUUUAGAAGUAGUUUUGAUACUUAGCAUUAUCUCGACUGUAGCUUCGUCUUAAUAUUAUUGAAUAAAUUGUAUUUUGAAAUUUUUGGAUAGAAAAGCACCAUCUUUGUCUUACGUCAGAAUUCGAUAAUUUUUGUUGUGACCGUGAA